GGUUAAUAUAAUAGAGUGAGUAAAAUAAGAAAAGUGUAGAUUUGGUCUACAGCCAUUGUAUUGUCUUUUACUAGUUGUGGGUUCGACAAUUUGGGAACAUAACCACUGAUAUGCAAAACUUUAUGAAUGUGUCUGCUACCCGCAUUAAAACAACGCUUAUGGAAGAAAUUGGAGUGUCACAAGGAGAAGCUGAAAACUCCACACAGACGGUGAACGGUCUGUACCUGAAAGCUCUGGAGCUGUGAGGCAGAAGGAUCAGUGUUGGUGGAGAUGCAGCUUGCUGAGGAACUUUCCUUCCCUUUUCUUUAGUGUAAAAUCCAGAAAAUUGCCACAUUUUCCAUUUUGUUUGGCAGCAUUGUUUAUGUCAUUAUUUGCUUUACAAAUUCCAAAAGAAGACACCACAGAUGCCAUUGUUUAGCUGGUGGUUUUAGAAACAUAAAGAAUAAAUUGACUGUAAUAUUAUGGAAGACAUUGAUAGUGAUGAGACGCUGAUUUUGGAUAUGGUAGAGGGACAGGUUCCCUCACAGCAAAAUGACUUGGUGCUACUCUCCAAAAAUGAUGCACAAUAUGAGAGUGAUGAGAUCAUUAUGGAUACUCCACCUAAGGAGAGAAAACAGCUGUUGACAGUAACACCUAAGUCAGAUAUGAUAUCAUCUGCUGUGGAUCUGUCAAAGGGUGACAGUUCAGAUUCAGACAGCAGCUUGUUUCUCACACAGUGUGUGCCACAGCCAAAAAGAUGUUCAGCAAGGAGGGUUGCAAGCACCACAUUUGGCACAGCCAGCCCGAUCAAUCUUGGCAGUAGAAGGAGUUCUAGUAAGAGCAGUGAAGAGGAUGCCAUUCUACCACAGAGACCCCUGAAGAAGAAAAAAAAGAAGACUCCAAGUGUAAGGCUGAAAAACAGACAUCAGUUUUGCAUCAGCUCAGCAGAGCAGAAGAAGCGGGUAAAAUGGAGAGGCUUUUCUUUUCCUUUUGUGGAGAACAAUUAUGGGUUAAAGCAUUUGCCUUUGAAGAUGGUGUUGACUUACGAGCAAGCAGCACUUUUUGGAUUUUGCAUGAACAUGAAAGAAAAGAAAUUCCAAAACCACUUGCAAGUAUCUCUGAAAAAUUUGACCUUUGGAAAAAUGGAAGAAUCAGUGAUGAUCCAAAAACACAAUUAUUUGGAUGACAAUACCCCUGUCUCCCCAAUAGAGUUAGAAAAUACAACUGUUUCUGAAGAUGCUGAAGAGCAGAGUGAUGUAAAAAUUGUUGAAAGUACCAAUUUUAUUUUUAAUUCAAAAGUCUAUGGGCAGAAGAAUGGUAAAAAGAAAAAUAAAUUUGGACAUAGCGGAAAUGAUGCCUCCUCAAAAGAAAUUUCUACAUUAUCAGACAGGGGGAUUGUGGACGAUAAAUUCACAAGUAAGGCAAAAUCGAGAAAGAAGGAACCUAGAGGGACCCAGGAAGUUAAUGGUAGUAACUUGGAAAAUUCAGAUUUCCACAGUCUUGAAGUGAACUAUGGUAGUUUUGAAGAUGCCAGAGUUAACGGUCAAGACAAGUCAACGCCAGUAUCAUUAGUAAAUGUUAAAGAAAAAAGGCUUUCUAUAAAGAAAAAGAGAAAACUGCUAAACCAAAGUGAGAUCAGGGGAAUGGUUAUGACAAUGGAGAGGUUUCAUGAAGAUGUUAUUUCAGAAGAAGUGUGUACUCUUCAGGACAAAGAUGAACAAAACCAAAAUAGGGAUAUUGGUGAAAUAAUGCAACAAGAGCCAGUGACUGAAUUGGGCUUGGUACAAUCUGGUGAUAAAGAAAUGACUGCAAGCAAUUUUGAUGCUUUCGAGAGCAAUAUUGUGAGUGACACAUUCACAGAAAAAAAGAAAAGACAAAAAAAACAUUUAACACUGGAAGAAACUGGAAGGCACAGAUGGAAUCCCCGCCUAGCUCAGGAAAGUGGUGGUGGAGACAAGUUUCUUGAGAAUAGAGCCCCAUGUAGCACAACAGUAGAAAUAUCUGGGAUGGAAAAUAAUACAGAAAUGGGAUUUGACUUGCUGACUUUUCAACAAGAACAAGAGGUGGAAGGCGCUAUUCAAAGUGGACUCAGUGAAAAUGAAACUUUGAUUAGAAGCACUGUGGGUAUAUGUGUGAGGAAAAAGAAAAUUGGAGAUCAAGCUAAGGUAGUAAGUGUGCACAUGCACCAAGAUACUAGAACUGCAAAUGGUUUACCAUCCUUUGAAGAUGAGUCCCUGCUUAGCAAAAACGUAGAAGUAAGUAGUAAAAAAAAGAAUCAGGUGAAAAGAGCAACUGUUUCAGAUCCUGCUGAUAAAGAUAUUUUUAGACAAGGUGAAUCGCUACCUAACUGUAAUACUGAAACACAGCCUGAAGCAUCAAGGAUUCGUGAAGAGUUAGAGAGCAUUCUUGACAGUACAUCAUUUGAAAAUAGAGAUCUGCUUAAUGUCAAUAUAGGAAAAUCUGGGACCGUAAAGAAUAAUGAAGAACAAGAGCCUAAAAUCUGUAAAGAAAAAUACAAGAAAAGGAAAAAGGUCCAGGAAGCUGAACUGUCAGACAUCCAGCAAGAAGAGGAAAGUAAUACUGCUAACAUUGUGCCCUGUGAAAAUGAAACUCUUAUUAGCAGCAGCAAAAGAAAGUCUCUCAAAAAAAAGAAAAAACGGCUUGAAGCUGAAGGAUUUGGUGUCCAUGUGCACCAAGGUACUAUGGUAGAAUAUAGUGAUGCAUCGUUCAAUAACGGAACUCUGCUGGCAAACAAUGUAGUUGUAACUAGUGCCAAAAAAAAGAAACCUUUAAAAGGACCCCAACAGUCAUGUCCUAUUGCUGAAGAAUCUAUGCUUAGUUCUAUUAAUCAAACUGCUAAUGAACAGGAGCCUGAACCAUCAAGGGUCUGUCAAAAGGGAGAGAGCACUGCAAAUGGUAAACUUGUCAGAAAUGUACUUCUCCUCAAUACCUACACAGAAGAACCUGAGAACGUAAAAAAUAAAAAAAGGGAGUCCAAAGACAUGCAUAAACUACACGAUGCUGUGCCUGUUUGUACAAAAGAAGAGAAAAAAAAGAAAAAGAAAAAUAUUCAGGACUCUGAACUGCCAGGGCAACAGCAUGAGGAAGAGGUGGAUGGCACUGUUAGCACUUCAUUUGUCGAAAGCAACUAUAUAAAUAAAUCCAUCAGAAAAAGAAAAAAAAUGAACAAAUAUGACGUUUUAGAUGUACAGGCACACCAUGAUGUUAUAAGUACUAUCAGUGGUGCAUCAAUUGAAAAUGAAUCUCUGUUCAUUAGCAGUGUUAAAGUAAAUAGUGGGAAAAAGAAGAAACAGGCAAAAGCAGCUCUAACAGCAGAUUUAAAAGAGAGUGUUGUGGCUGAAGAUGAUGUACUUGGGGAAAAUGUAUUUUCAGUUACCUGCAAAGCUGGGAAUUCUACUACAAAGGAAAGGGUAUAUAAGCAUAAACUAUUAGGGCACCAGCAAGAGAAAGAUGGGAGCAGUGCUUUUGACAAACAUGAGAAGGUAAAAAACAAAGAACAGCAGCCUAUAGUUACAGAUGAUCUAAACAACUCUGGGCCAAUUGCUGGUAAAAAGGAAAAGAAAAAAAAGAAAAAGGCCCAGGAUCCUAAACUAUCAGAGGUCCAUCAAGAAGAAGAGUUAAAUGACACAGUUGAUAGUACACUUGUUGAAAUUGGAACUCCUUGUAAGGCCAGUGCAAGUAAUUCUGUCAGAAAAAAGAAAAAAAAGAACAAAAAUAAAGAGCUGCACAAUGAUGUUCAAACUAAUAUUCGUGGUACCUCCAUUGAAAAUGAAUCUUUGCUUAGCAGUUGUGAUGAAGUAAACAGUGAAAAAAAGAAGAAAGCAGCUUGUAAGUCAGAAAGUGCUGCUGCUGAAGAGGCUUUUAGGGAAAAUGGAUUUACACUUAGCUAUAAAAGUAGAAAGUCUACUACAAAGGAAAAAGCAUUUAAGUAUAAAAUGUCAGAGAAAGAGGGACAUCACACUGUUAAUAAUGUACCUUUUGAAGAUGAACCUUUGCUUGGCUCCAGGGAUGGAAAACAUGAUAAGACAAAAAAAAAUAAAAGACAUGAGUAUAAAGUUGUAGAUGAUCUAAAUGACCCAGAGCCUUUUAGGACUGAUAAAGAGAAAAACAGAAAAAAUAAAAGAGUUGAGAACAUUCAGCAAUCAAUGAUCCCUCAAGCACAAGAGACAGGCAACAUUGCUCAUAGUACAUCCAUUGAAAGUGGCACUGAGCCUAUCUGCAGUAUAAGUAAAUCUGCUCAUAAAAAGAAAAAAAUGUGUAAACCAGAUAUUCUGGAAGAGCAAGCAGGUAUUAAUGGCAGUGCAUUCAAUUUAAAUGAAACUUGGCUUGACAGUAGUGUUGGAGAAAAUAGGGCAAAAAAGAAGAAACCAACAAAGAGAGCUCAACCUUCAGAUGCAAAGGAGACUGAUGAUACUGAUAUUUUAAGUGAUAAUGGAUUUACAAUUUGUGGCAAUAUUGUAGAGUCAAAAAAAAAGAAAAAAGUACUUGAACUUGAAUGUUCAGGAGUCCAGCAACCAGGAAUAAACCCUGGUGAAGGUGAACAGUGUGAGAACAAUGCAAGAAAGACUAACACCAAAAAGAAAAAAAAGAAACAUAAAUAGCCAUAUCUCUCGCAUAAGUAUCCUUUCGGUGAAAUAAAUCUUCACUUGACCCAAGAGAAGAGCACAGAGGGAAAAUAAUCCUGAACUGUCCGGUUUCUAGGAAGAGAG
Messenger RNA from Polypterus senegalus (gray bichir), 4709 nucleotides. RefSeq lists its product as uncharacterized. Bases 462 to 4601 code for a protein of 1379 amino acids. NCBI's taxonomy places the organism in Eukaryota, Metazoa, Chordata, Cladistia, Polypteriformes, Polypteridae. Gene Ontology annotation, cellular component: nucleus; nucleoplasm; RNA polymerase transcription factor SL1 complex. The record is from RefSeq and is a predicted model, not a curated record. The transcript is spliced from 7 exons. Gene Ontology annotation, biological process: regulation of DNA-templated transcription.